Naegleria fowleri is the source of this 2301-nucleotide messenger RNA. RefSeq lists its product as uncharacterized. The coding region runs from base 1 to 2301 and encodes 766 amino acids. Lineage: Eukaryota; Heterolobosea; Eutetramitea; Acrasida; Naegleriidae. Gene Ontology annotation, molecular function: metal ion binding; 5'-flap endonuclease activity; protein binding. The record is from RefSeq and is a predicted model, not a curated record. The transcript has 4 exons.
AUGGGAAUACAAGGACUUCUUCCGUGCUUCAAGCACGUUACAAAGAAGGGUCAUAUUUCAGAAUAUAAAAACAAAAAAGUAGCUGUUGAUGCAUAUGUAUGGCUCCAUAGAGGAGCUUACAGUUGCAGUGCAGAACUUUGUCAAAACAAACCCACCGAUAAAUAUCUAACUUAUUGCAUGCACAUGGUUAACAUGCUGAAGCACCACAAAGUCAUACCUGUCCUUGUAUUUGACGGCGCUCGAUUGCCCUCGAAAGCAGAAACAGAGAGCGAGCGAAGAACGAAAAGAAAAGAAGCCCUCGAGCAAGCUCAAAUUCAUCUCCAAAAUCAUAGAUAUGAACAGGCGAAUGACUGUUUUCGAAAAGCUGUAGAUAUUAAGCCCUCAAUGGCGCAUCAAUUAAUGUUGCAAUUGAAAAAAAAUAAUAUAGAGUUUGUUGUGGCACCCUAUGAAGCAGAUGCCCAGCUAGCUCAUAUGGGACGUACUGGUUAUGUGGCUUGUGUUGUUACUGAAGAUUCUGAUUUGAUACCGUAUGGAGCUCCAAAAAUUUUCUACAAGAUGGAUAAAUAUGGUUACGGUAAAGAAUUGUGCCUUUGUGACAUUACGGUAACGCCACCAAGUAAGAGUGGAUUAGAUUUUACAAAAUUUUCACAUGACAUGCUUUUGAGGAUGUGUAUUUUGUCAGGAUGCGAUUAUUUGGAUUCACUACCAGGUGUAGGACCUAAAACUGCACACAAAAUAGUCAAGGACAAUCGAACAGUACCAAAAAUAAUUGAAUGUCUGAGGAGGAUGGGAAAAUUCAAGAAACAAGAACCUACAGAGGAGGAAGCACAAAACUCACCAUCAUUAUCACUGUCGGCAGGGACUUCAUCCAAUUCAACGUCGAGCCAGGAAUUAAGCAUCACAGAAGAAGAAUAUCGAGAACUCUUCAUACGAGCAGAAUUAACUUUCAGACAUCAACGAGUUUUUGACAUUCCCACUCAGAAACUUCAAUGUUUAACGGAGCCUCCAUCCUGUCUUUCGGAAGAAGAUAUUUUGUUUUGUGGUCCAGUCAAGGAUCCUGACAUUAUCAUUCAGAUCUGUAAUGGCUUAAUUGAUCCUAUGUCCCACAAACCUUUCAUGGUGGAUGGCUCAAAAACUACUCUUGCCCUUACUCCUCUCAAUACCAACAAAAUUCAAUCAUAUUUUUCGUCAACACCCAAAGCCCAACCUUCCAAUAAUACCAUGUCUAAAUUUGCAUCGACCCCUUUUAAACCUCCGCUUAAAGUGCUAUCUCAAGAAAUAUCAGCAGAAGCAACCUCUGCUACAACUCCAAUCCGAUUAAAUUCCGCCCCGUCCACUCCAAGCUCAGCAACCACAGUUAGAAAGAUAGUCACAAGCAAGUUCUUCACUCCUAAAGAGCCAACAAGUAACAACAACAGCCAACAAUCAUCAAGCUCUCAACCAUUAACAAGUGCAUCCAAUUCUUCUUCCUCAUCUUCUGAAGCAAAUGCUCGAAAAAAGUCACUGUUCUCAACACUCUUUUCAUCUCAAGAAUCCUCUCAAGAAGCACUUAAUUGUGGCAUUCUUGCUCCGAGUUCUUCCUCUGCAUUUUGCAAUAAUUAUGUCGACGAUCUCACAGCAGCCUUAUUGAGGAAUGAAAAGCUACAGAGACAACAUGUUCAAUCAAAAAGGAAUAUUAAUAAUGAAGAAUGUUCUGAAGACAAUGAAGAUGAAGAAGAACCUCCUUCUCCCACAAUUUUUAAAACACCUUCUCGUUCGUUGUCUUACGAUGCUGCCGAAGAAAAAGUGUACCUCCAAAAGAGGCACCAGGAACAAACGAACAGCUCAAAUUCAUCCAGUACGAAAAAGCUUCCUCUCAGUCAACCUCUUCCUACCUCUUCUUCAGAUUUAUCACUAAAAAAGAGAAAGAGUUCAUUUGUGGACAAAUUUAUAAGAAAAACUCCAAGCUCCUCACAAAAAUCAGAUCUUUCGCAAGGACUUUGCUCUUCUCAAUCAUCAAAUGCAUCAAGCUCAUCCUCAGAGCAACCUCAACAAACCUCUCAACCGCUUUCACAAUCCAUUCAACCUGUCACUUCGAUAAAAAACCUAUUUUUCUACGAGCUGAGUAGCGACGAUGACUUGGAGCCAGCUCAUAAGAAGGUGAAGCAACAGCAACUAGUGGUGACCAUUGUUGACUCCAGUGAAGAUGAAGAGUUGGUGGAGUUCGACCAGUCGGUGAGAACAAGCGCGUCCACGACAUCCACAGACUUUUCAGAGAAGAAUGUUUUUGAACUAUUCUUAUCCAAUGAUAAGGAUGAUUAA